Molecule: messenger RNA, 4484 nt
Organism: Girardinichthys multiradiatus
Lineage: Eukaryota; Metazoa; Chordata; Actinopteri; Cyprinodontiformes; Goodeidae
Gene: pard6gb
Product: par-6 family cell polarity regulator gamma b
Exons: 3
Coding region: 260-1627 (455 amino acids)
Biological process (GO): centrosome cycle; regulation of cellular localization; establishment or maintenance of cell polarity
Cellular component (GO): nucleus; cell cortex; apical plasma membrane
Molecular function (GO): protein kinase C binding
Source: RefSeq, a predicted model, not a curated record
UCAAACUUACCCCACACUCCUCAAGUCAGCGCGGUUAGUUGCUCGCUGGCUUUUCUAACGCGAAGUCAUCUCUCGCUUCUGACGGAGAAACACAAGAAGAGCAGAAAGUCCAAACAAACUUUAACCUUUCUGCAGGAAACGAAGCAAACGGAUUUUUAAAGGGAAAACUGUGGACUGGAGCCCCUCUUUCUGCAGGAAAAAGGAGGCUUAACUUUUUUUUUCUCCCCUUUUUUCCUCCCUCCUUUCUUCUUUAACCAAAAUGAAUCGGAGCUUUAAUAAGUCGCAGCCUUUGCGACACGCUGAUUGUGACGCUGUGGAAGUGAAGAGCAAGUAUGGAGCAGAGUUCCGGCGGUUCUCUGUAAACCGGUUCAAGCCUGGUAAAUUUGAGGAAUUCUACAAGCUCAUCCUGCAUAUUCACCGCCUUGCGAAUAUAGAGGUGAUGAUUGGCUACGCCGACACCCAUGGGGACUUCCUGCCGAUUAACAACGAUGAGAACUUUUCCAAGGCGGUCGACUCUGCUCAUCCCCUCCUCAGGGUAUUCAUACAAAAACGAGAGGAGGUUGACUACUCCACCUUUGGCACCAACACCUUAACCCGUAAGAAGAAGGCCGUGGUGACCCUGCGCAGCAGCGACAUCAACCGGAAGCGUCCCCGUGUCCCCAUCGGCAUGCCACAGGACUUCCGUCCCGUCUCCUCCAUCAUCGACGUGGACAUACUGCCCGAGUCCCACCGCCGAGUCCGACUGUAUCGCCACGGCUCGGACAAACCCCUGGGCUUCUACAUCCGGGACGGGACCAGCGUCCGCGUGACUCCUCACGGGCUUGAGAAGGUUCCAGGCAUCUUCAUAUCCCGGAUGGUGCCCGGAGGCUUGGCAGAGAGCACCGGGCUGCUGGCGGUUAAUGAUGAGGUGCUGGAGGUGAAUGGCAUCGAAGUGACAGGAAAGUCUUUGGAUCAGGUCACAGACAUGAUGAUUGCUAACAGCCACAACCUGAUCGUGACAGUUAAGCCGGUGAACCAGCGCAACAACGUGGUCCGCAGCAGCAGAAUCUCAGGUAGCUCAGGUCAGUCAUCCGACAGCAGUGGGUCGAUUGGCAUUCCAAGUCUGUCGGUGGCCUCUGCGCGGGAGGCGUCUUCUGUAGCGCAUCACAGCUACCAUGACGACCUGGAAAGUGACGAAGAUACGGAUAUUGUCAUCGAGAACAGCCUCAAGAGGCCAUCUCUCCGCUCCAACACCUCGCUGGCUUCCAGCGCAUCCCGUGCACACCAGCAGACUCCGACAACGGGUCCAGCAGCUCCUCCCAGCCCUCCCACACGGCCGUCAUCGGUGACCUCCAACACCUCCUUCCGGUCCCAGACAAGUCUCAAUGGAGGGUCCCACCACCAACAACCACCCAUCAGUCUGAGCCAUCAGCUGCACAGAGACCUGAACCUUAAACACAACCAGCACCAGCAGUCCAAACACGGCGAGCUGCAUCUGCAGCCGCCUCAUCACAGCAGCAACCCAGCGCUCCGGUACAGCAACGGCAGUCUGCACAAAAUCCUCAGCUCUCUGAAAACGGACCCACGCCACAGUCUCACUCUGCCCAAAGGAGGGGUGGAGGAGGAUGGCACCGUCAUUACCCUAUAAUAAUUACAGAUAAGGUAGCAUAAACAUCCCGGCUCCUCAGAGACUAUUCAGGAACAGCCAGUUACACACAAGCACACAGUUUCUCUAUCAGACACUAACUGUGGAGCCUCUGAUGGUUUUUAAAAGACAAUUGGAAGUUUACAACAAGGAUACCAUGUAUAUAUCUUGUAUUUUUAAGUUUGUCUCAUGUUUGACAAUGUGUAUGUUCUUUAUAAACAUCAGAACAAAUGAUUUUUUUUAAGUCCACUGUAGGUUAGAGCUCUGAAUGUACCUGCAAGCCUGGUGUCUUUUCUUGGUGUCCACUUUUUAAGGCCCUCUUUCAUUCUAAUUCCUGGGACCAAUGUGGGGUUGCUUAUGGAUGGUUUUUAAAGAGUAAAUCUAUAUUUCUUAUAUUCCCAUAAAUGCUGUGUAGAUUUUGUUUUACUAGAUAUUUUAGGCAUCCGUGAUUGUGAUCAAAUCUUUGUAUCUGUUUAAAUAAAUUAUUUUCUCAUUCAUGAAAAGUAGAUGUGAUUAGUCAGCUUUUUCAAUUUAAGAGCCAUUUUCUGCAUGAUAAAUAUAUAAAUUUCUGAAAAUGAGUUGCUCAAAACAGGGGCCUCUCUGAUGCUCCAUUUAUACAAAUAAUGCACAGUUACUCAGCUUUUUUCUUCAUCUAUUACAUCAGGUCCUGAGUUUAUCAUUCUAGGCUAAGCUUGUCGGGUUUCUGGGGUUACAGAUGGGGACGAAAACAGAUUGGAGUACGCUUAAAGACCUGUUGAGGUAUAAUUGAGACCAUGAGAGAACCUGUCACUUCUACUCCACAAAUUUGUUGACAGGCCAAAUUCUUAGGCUGGUGUCCAUCAAUAUCCUUCUAUACAUCCACUCAUCAACCAAUCCAUCUGUCCAUUCAUGUUUCGAUCUUUUCAUCCAUCUCCUUCAUCCAGCCAUCCAUUUCUUAAUCCAUCUGUUCAUCCACCUAACAGAUCAUCAAUCUAUACAUGCAUCUGUCAUUCACCAGUCAAUUUGUCUAUCCAUGCAUCCAGUCUUCAGUCUAUCCAUUUAUUUGUCUGUAAAUCCAUCCACCACUCUGCUCAUCCAUCUGAACCUUCUAUGCAUCGACUUAUCUAUUCAUCCAAUCGUCCAUCUAUCUGCCAAUCUGAUUGUGUCCUGUUCAUUUAUCUGACAAUCCAACUGAUCAUUCACCCAACCAUUUGCAUACGCAUCAUUAUCCAUUUGUUUGUCCAUCAUCCGUCCUUUUGUCAAUCAUUUGCUGUAUUUUGAGCGUGUCAGAGUAAAUAAAACAAUAAAUAAAUAGGUGGUGCUAAUAACUCAAUGUACAGGCUAUUUACAUUAGACAGCUAAGUAAACCUAUUAAUAACCUAGAUCAUCUAUCCAUCUAUCUGUUUGUCCAGCCAUGCACCCAUCUCCUUUUUUUGGUUUUUGCAGGUUCCAUAUUUAAAGUCUGACCAAUUGUAUUUGUUCUUUAAAGAAUGGGCCAAAAUAGAGUUGAAUUGAGAAAAGUAUUUUAUUGCAAAAUGUGUUUUAUAGUAUGAACUCUGACUACUGGUAAGCAAAAUGUUUCAUUGAUCCUAUUUUAAGUCUUUUAAAGUUGCAUUUCCACCUGAUUGCAGUUGUUAGUCAGGUUUUUAGCAGAAAAUAGCAAGUAUUAGGGAAUCUGAGCAGUGAUUAUCUCAGUUUGUGUCUGAAUGCAAUUGAGAAAAACACAUUGGAUCAUUUGGUGAAAUUAGAUGUUUUCCUAAACCUACAUCUGACCGUCAAAUGAGUCGUAACGGAAGUUGAUGUGUUGUUUUUUUCAAAAGCAGUAAUGUUUUUCUAGGAAUUCAUGACCAACAUACACUUUGUAGUAUGUUCCCCUUUAUUUAGGUAGAUGGUGAUGUUAAGGUCAACUCUGACUAAACAGUUAGAUUUAGAUGCUGCAAAGAAAAGCACAUUCUCCAAAGAUUGGAUUCCUUUAGUUGUGUAUCAACAGUCUUUACCAUUAGGUUUUUGGCAGCAGGCAACCUUCAUUAGGAAUACGGCCUCAUCCAGUGUCGAGGCCCUGCAGCAGCAGCAAACAUUGUCUCACCACUCUGCUAAUGAAUGUUUGUCCACCAUGUUUAUUCAGGAUGCUGCACCAAUCAACCAGUUAACUGAUCCUUUACUUUGGGCUAAUCUAUGCUGCCUCCUUUCAGAUUUUAGGGUAAGUGGGGGAACUGAAUUGCUAACAAACAGGGUCAUUGCAUAAAUACAUAAGUGCACAGUUUGUUUGUGCAAAACACUUGCUGUUUAUGAUUCUUUCACUCAAACAUGUACAUAAAUGUAAAUGUUUUGUGUAUUGAAAGUUCUGAAGGUUUAUAACAGUUACAUACUUGUGGAAAAAACACAUGACUGCCAUCUGCUGGCGGCAAAUGAAUUGACAUGUUAAGAGCUGAGUGGCAAAUUAAAGCAUCCCUGCAAAUCAAUGUUACUUUUACUAUAGAUGAAAUACUGCUGGUGAAAUGUGUUACUUGCAGGAUAACAAUUUUCCUUUCCAAUAGGCACUAAGGAAGGGGCACUAAGGUUUUAGGUUGUAAACACACAAAAGGUGAAAAAGCUAAGAGGUUUAAAUAUAUUUUACAAGGCACCACACACCCAAGAAAGCAGAAAGUGGUCAAUUAAAAAUUAAAAAUUUCUAAAAACUCUGAUCAACUUAAAAAAACUAAAUUAAUAACUGAAUAGGGGCCUCGAGGCAUUCAUUUUUGAAGUAAUCUUUAGGGGUAUCAUUACUUGUGCCACUGGUGUUUUUAUUUUUGUUUUAAAGAUUUAUUUCUUAACGAUUUUUCUACAUUUUCCGUGUUAUACUCAUUCUGCUGCAAUAAAAAAUGAUUUUAAAGUAAAUUUA